Messenger RNA from Homo sapiens (human), 11203 nucleotides. It is a transcript of the gene CEP170, whose product is annotated as centrosomal protein 170. Bases 4212 to 9182 code for a protein of 1656 amino acids. NCBI's taxonomy places the organism in Eukaryota, Metazoa, Chordata, Mammalia, Primates, Hominidae. The record is from RefSeq and is a predicted model, not a curated record. The transcript has 19 exons. Gene Ontology annotation, cellular component: spindle; centriole; centrosome.
UUACAGUAUAGAAUUAUUAAUACUAAAAAUGAUACUUUAAAUUGUAGCAUAAUGUUUGAACAAAAUAUUGUGGGACUACAGAGAAAAGUAUGGCUAACUCUGCCCUGGGGGAAUGGGAAUAAACUUACCAAAAAGCAAAUCUGUUAGUUUUGUACUUUCUCAUACUCUUUGAGAUUUCCUAAAUGCUGAAAUUGAUAAGCACAGAAGAUAGAGACUGAUAUAAUUUUGUAUUAUGUCUAGUCUGCUUUCAAGAACAAGUACUACAGUAUUAGAAGAGACACUGAAGGCCAGGCAUGGGGGCUCACACCUGUAAUCUCAGCACUUUGAGAGGCUGAAGCGGGUGGAUUGCUUGAACUCAUGAGUUCAAGACCAGCCUGGGAAACAUGGCAAAACCCCAUCUCUAAAAAAAUACAAAAAUUAGUCAGGUGUGGUGCUGCACACCUGUAGUCCCCGUUACUCAAGAAGGUGAGGUGGGAGCCUGGAGCUUGAGCUUGGGAGGUGGAGGUUGCAGUGUGCUGAGAUCUUGCCACUGAACUCCUGCCUGAGCAAUAGAGAGCCAGACCUUGUCUCAAAAAGAAAAAAAAAGAAGAAGAAGAAGAAGAAAAGACAGUGAGGAUUGCUGAUGUGGAAAAAUGGAAGAAUUUGGGGGUUUGCUUUAGGUGUAUUAUUAAUCACUUUAAAUGAAGUGCUGGAAUUACAGGCAUGAGCCACCGCACCCAGCAUAAAGAUGGUUUUAAUUCUGUCAUUGAUGUAUUUGUCUUCUGUAUGUGUUUUUUCUUUUAUUCUUUUAUUAUUGUCUUUUUAAAAAUUGAACUUUUUUGUAGUGUAUCAUUUUGAUUUCCCUUUCUUUCACUGUAUAUUUUUAAUGUAUUUUCUUAGUGGUUACCUUGGCGAUUCCAAUUAAUAUCUUAAACUUAUAAACCUAGUUUGAAUAUAUCAAUUUAGUUUCAAGAGUAUACAGAUACUUUGCUUGUGCACAUCUCCAUUCCUCCCCCGUAAUAUUAUAAUUGUCACAAAUUACACCUUUAUACUUUCCAGUAACAUAUUAUAAUUAUUGCUUUAUGAACUUGUUUAUUAAACCAUAUGGGAAAAACAGAAGUUACAAACCAUAUGAAAAGUAUGAAAACAGUGGAUUUAUAUUUAGCUUUAUAGAUACCUUUAUCAGUGGUUUUAAAAAUUUUUUUCACAGUUUUAAGUUACUGUCUAGUGUCCUUUCAUUGCAGCCCAAAUGUCUUUCACAUUUUUUGUAGGGCACUGUACUGACAAAAAAAAAAACUGUGUCAGCUAUUGUUUAACUAGAAAUAUCUUAAUUUCUGCUUGCUUAAAAAAAAUAAUAAUGAUGAUAAUAAUAAUAAUAAUGAUGAUGAUGAUGAUGAUGAUGAUGAUGAUGAUGAUGCUUGAAAGAUAGUUUUGCUGGGUAUAAAAUUCUUGAUUGACAGUUUUUUUUUUUCUUCUCCUUUCCCACUGCUAUCCCACUGCUUUCUAGUCUCCAUAGUUUCUGAGAAGAAAUCUGCUGUUUAUCUUACUGAGGCUCCAUUGUACAUGAAGAGUCACUUCUGUCACUGUUUUCAAAAUUCUUUCUAUUUCUUUAGGUUCUGACAAUUUGACUGUAAUGUUUCUUGUGUGGAGCUCUUUGAGUUUAUCUGCUGGUAGUUUAUUGAGCUUCUAGGAUGUGUGUAUUGAUGUAUUUUGGAAGUAUUUUUCCAUUAAGACUUCAAAUACUUUUCUGUCAUAUUUCCUUCUGGGACACCUAUAUGUGUAUAUUAGUAUGUUUGAUGAUAUCCUACUGGUGCCUCAGGCUCUGUUCAUUUUACUUCAUUUGUUUUUCUGCUUCUCAUAUUGAAGAUAAGACAGCCUCACUGUUCUUAUCUUCAGGUUCACUGAACCUUUCUAACUCCUCCUCAUAUCUGCUUUUGAGCCCCUCUAUUGAGUUUUUCUUACUUCAGUUAGUCUGCUUUUUAGCUCCAGAAUAUGUUUGGUUCCGUUUCAUAAUUUCUGUCUUCCUACUGAUAUUCUCAUUUUUUUCAUACACUGUUUUGCUAAUUUUUUUGUUGAUGGUUUUCUUUAGCUCAUUCAACAUAUUUAAGACAGUAGAUAGUUGAUUUAACACCUUCAACUAAUAACUACAAUGGGCUUUAACGGGAGAGUUUCUGUCAAAUCUUUUUUGUUGUUUCUUUAUUUUCAUUAUGUUAUUUUUUGGUUUUUGAGAACUGUAUUUUGUAUCUUAUUUUUAUUUAUUCAUUUGUUUUGAGGCAGUGUUUCACUCUGUUGCCCAGACUGACGUGCAGGGCAUGAUCAUGGCUCACUGCAGCUUCAACCUCCUGGAUGCCACCAUGCCCAGCUAUUUUUUUUUUUAUUUUUCAUAGAUAUGAGGUCUCAUUAUGUUGCCCAGGCUGGUCUUGAAUUCCUGGGCUCAAGGAAUCCUCCUGCCUCCACCUCCCAAAGUGGAGAGAUUACAUAUGUGGGCUACCAUGCCCGGUGAGAACUAGACCUUUUAAACAUUAUGUUGUGGUAGAUCUGGAAAUGUAAUCCUUCCACUCUCCAGGGAUUGCUGAAUCUUACUUGUUGAGGGUUAAAGUGAUGAUCUGUUUGUGACUUUUGUAAACUGUUUUUGCAAGGUGUGUAGUUUUUGUUAUAAUGUGGUCACUGAAGUUUCUUCUGUUUCCUCUGUGGUCAGCUAUUGACCUGAUAAAGAUUGCUUUCAAUAUCUGGCCUCAAAAAGGAGAAAGAAAAACAAACACACACACAUUGUCUUUAUAUAAUAAAUUCCUUGGAAGUUUCUUAGGUCCGUGGGUAUUGAAGUAGGUGGCCAGCUUUUGUAUUGGUUUCUCAGUAAUCAAAAGCAACAAUGAGAUCAUGCAAUCCAGUAUUUGGAAGACUAGUUCCUUUUUGUGUACCCUGGCUCCAGGAAGCCACACUAGGAAUGCAGGAGGCUGUCUCCAGGCUGCUUCUUGGAGCUGUUGGGAUUGUGGCUGUGGAAUGAGUGAUAGCUGCUACCAUGAAAGAUGGCAAUUCCAUGACAUUUGUCACCCUCUUUUACCAUACGCCAGAGUUCCAAAAUAGUCACUUCAGAUCAUUUCUGUCAAUUGCAUCUUUAGAUGCUAUCUUCUUGGCCUUUUUUUUCCCUCCUUACAAGCAGGAUACCUGAAAUGCCGAAACGUAAUGUAUAUAUUUUUGCAGUCAUUUAGAAAGCAUGAGGGACUGGUAAUUUAAUUCAGAAAGCCUAUUCAAAAACCCAUGUCUAUUUGACUAAUCCAGAAAUUCUGGAAAGAAAUAUACCUGCUAUCACAUCUGGUUAAGACCUUGGUUGUGUUCUGUACAAGUUGCAAACCCACAGGCUCCUUUCCCACCAUUUAGCGGAACCUGAGUUGAGUCACGUGCCUUGGCUACUGAAGAAACCACCAAUCAGGUUUUAGUUUUAUCCAUGUGUGGGUGUUAGUAAUAUCCAAUUAGUAGAAAAAGAGUGUCUUAAUACUGAGGGACCAGUCGGAAAGCUGUCUGACAGGGAGAAAGUCUCAUAUAAAAACAGACAGUAGCUUCCUGUUAUAUCACAUUCCCACUCAGCAGAGAAGCUGUAAGUGGACUCAGGGUCAUUCCCCAGCUCAAGAAAUAAAUAUUCCACAUCUUGAGUAUUAAUGUGUUUUGUUUGUAUUUUUCAGAAACUAUGUAUUCUUUUAAGUCUUAUUAAAGUCAAGAUGAAAUAUGUAAAAAGCCAUUGUUUUUAUUUUAUUUUAUCCAACUGUAUAAUUAUUGUAUGUUUAUAUUGUACAUAUUAGAGCAUAUGAAUAAUGCUUAUUAACUCUGGGACUUUGCUAUAUUAAGAAACUGUUUCUGUUAUCCGUAUUUGGCUGUCAUGUUUUAGUUUACUGUAUGUAGGCUGGAUUUAUUUUCUUUUAACAUGUCUUAAUAUUGGGUUUUGUUUCAGUUCCCUUGAGUAAACGUGUAACUGUUGACCUGUUUAUUCAUGUUGUGUUUUAAAAUCGUCCCCUGAAAAUACAGUAUGCAAAUUAUAUACUAUAUUUAGAUCGGAGGGCUUUUUUCUCCAGUAAAAUUUGGAUUCACCUUUAUAGACUUGGCCAGGAAGUAUAUAUUCUGAACCAGGGAAAGAAAUGCUAAAAACCAAAUUGACAAAGUAGACAGAUGGAAGACCAACAACAUCUGCAUUAAGAAGAUGACGUAGCUUUGCCAAAGACUUAGAAGCUAAGCAGAAAAUGAGCUUAACAUCCUGGUUUUUGGUGAGCAGUGGAGGCACUCGCCACAGGCUGCCACGAGAAAUGAUUUUUGUUGGAAGAGAUGACUGUGAGCUCAUGUUGCAGUCUCGUAGUGUGGAUAAGCAACACGCUGUCAUCAACUAUGAUGCGUCUACGGAUGAGCAUUUAGUGAAGGAUUUGGGCAGCCUCAAUGGGACUUUUGUGAAUGAUGUAAGGAUUCCGGAACAGACUUAUAUCACCUUGAAACUUGAAGAUAAGCUGAGAUUUGGAUAUGAUACAAAUCUUUUCACUGUAGUACAAGGAGAAAUGAGGGUCCCUGAAGAAGCUCUUAAGCAUGAGAAGUUUACCAUUCAGCUUCAGUUGUCCCAAAAAUCUUCAGAAUCAGAAUUAUCCAAAUCUGCAAGUGCCAAAAGCAUAGAUUCAAAGGUAGCAGACGCUGCUACUGAAGUGCAGCACAAAACUACUGAAGCACUGAAAUCCGAGGAAAAAGCCAUGGAUAUUUCUGCUAUGCCCCGUGGUACUCCAUUAUAUGGGCAGCCGUCAUGGUGGGGGGAUGAUGAGGUGGAUGAAAAAAGAGCUUUCAAGACAAAUGGCAAACCUGAAGAAAAAAACCAUGAAGCUGGAACAUCAGGGUGCGGCAUAGAUGCCAAGCAAGUUGAGGAACAAUCUGCAGCUGCAAAUGAAGAAGUACUUUUUCCUUUCUGUAGGGAACCAAGUUAUUUUGAAAUCCCUACAAAAGAAUUCCAGCAACCAUCACAAAUAACAGAAAGCACUAUUCAUGAAAUCCCAACAAAAGACACGCCAAGUUCCCAUAUAACAGGUGCAGGGCAUGCUUCAUUUACCAUUGAAUUUGAUGACAGUACCCCAGGGAAGGUAACUAUUAGAGACCAUGUGACAAAGUUUACUUCUGAUCAGCGCCACAAGUCCAAGAAGUCUUCUCCUGGAACUCAAGACUUGCUGGGGAUUCAAACAGGAAUGAUGGCACCCGAAAACAAAGUUGCUGACUGGCUAGCACAAAACAACCCUCCUCAAAUGCUAUGGGAAAGAACAGAAGAGGAUUCUAAAAGCAUUAAAAGUGAUGUUCCAGUGUACUUGAAAAGGUUGAAAGGAAAUAAACAUGAUGAUGGUACGCAAAGUGAUUCAGAGAACGCUGGGGCUCACAGGCGCUGUAGCAAACGUGCAACUCUUGAGGAACACUUAAGACGCCACCAUUCAGAACACAAAAAGCUACAGAAGGUCCAGGCUACUGAAAAGCAUCAAGACCAAGCUGUUGUAAGUCAAACUGCUUUUAUGAUUGCAUUCUUUGAUGAAGACAAUCCCAGAAAAAGAAGGUCGUAUUCUUUUACUCAAAGUGCGGGAAUCUUGUGUCAGGAAACUACAUAUUCAACACCACAUACAAAACUUGAGAAAGCAAAGUCUCCAACAGCAGAUGCCAAAGUGGUUUCUUUGUCUUUACAGACUAGCUCUGCGCAUCACAGAGGGGGGCAUGGUGUUCCACAUGGGAAAUUGUUAAAACAGAAAUCAGAGGAGCCAUCGGUGUCAAUACCCUUCCUACAAACUGCAUUAUUAAGAAGUUCAGGGAGUCUUGGGCACAGACCAAGCCAGGAGAUGGAUAAAAUGUUAAAAAAUCAAGCAACUUCUGCUACUUCUGAAAAGGAUAAUGAUGAUGACCAAAGUGACAAGGGUACUUAUACCAUUGAGUUAGAGAAUCCCAACAGUGAGGAAGUGGAAGCAAGAAAAAUGAUUGACAAGGUGUUUGGAGUAGAUGACAAUCAGGAUUAUAAUAGGCCUGUUAUCAACGAAAAACAUAAAGAUCUAAUAAAAGAUUGGGCUCUCAGUUCUGCUGCAGCAGUAAUGGAAGAAAGAAAACCACUGACUACAUCUGGAUUUCACCACUCAGAGGAAGGCACAUCUUCAUCUGGAAGCAAACGUUGGGUUUCACAGUGGGCUAGUUUGGCUGCCAAUCAUACAAGGCAUGAUCAAGAAGAAAGGAUAAUGGAAUUUUCUGCACCUCUUCCUUUAGAGAAUGAGACAGAGAUCAGUGAGUCUGGCAUGACAGUGAGAAGUACUGGCUCUGCAACUUCCUUGGCUAGCCAGGGAGAGAGAAGGAGACGAACUCUUCCCCAGCUUCCAAAUGAAGAAAAGUCUCUUGAGAGCCACAGAGCAAAGGUUGUAACACAGAGGUCAGAGAUAGGAGAAAAACAAGACACAGAACUUCAGGAGAAAGAAACACCUACACAGGUAUACCAGAAAGAUAAACAAGAUGCUGACAGACCCUUGAGUAAAAUGAACAGGGCAGUAAAUGGAGAGACUCUCAAAACUGGUGGAGAUAAUAAAACCCUACUUCACUUAGGCAGCUCUGCUCCUGGAAAAGAGAAAAGUGAAACUGAUAAGGAAACUUCUUUGGUAAAGCAAACAUUAGCAAAACUUCAACAACAAGAACAAAGGGAGGAGGCUCAGUGGACACCUACUAAAUUGUCUUCCAAAAAUGUUUCAGGUCAGACAGAUAAAUGUAGGGAGGAAACUUUUAAACAAGAAUCACAACCUCCAGAAAAAAAUUCAGGACAUUCUACAAGCAAAGGAGACAGAGUGGCACAAAGUGAGAGCAAGAGAAGAAAAGCUGAGGAAAUUCUGAAAAGUCAGACUCCAAAGGGAGGAGACAAGAAGGAAUCCUCCAAGUCAUUAGUGCGACAAGGGAGCUUCACUAUAGAAAAACCCAGCCCAAACAUACCCAUAGAACUUAUUCCCCAUAUAAAUAAACAGACUUCCUCUACUCCUUCUUCUUUAGCAUUAACAUCUGCAAGUAGAAUACGAGAAAGAAGUGAGUCUUUGGAUCCUGAUUCUAGUAUGGACACAACCCUUAUUCUAAAAGACACAGAAGCAGUAAUGGCUUUUCUAGAAGCUAAACUACGUGAAGAUAAUAAAACUGAUGAAGGACCAGAUACUCCCAGUUAUAAUAGAGACAAUUCUAUUUCACCAGAAUCUGAUGUAGAUACAGCUAGUACAAUCAGUCUGGUUACUGGAGAAACUGAAAGAAAGUCAACCCAAAAGCGAAAGAGUUUCACUAGCCUCUAUAAAGAUAGGUGUUCCACAGGUUCUCCUUCCAAAGAUGUUACAAAAUCAUCAUCUUCAGGUGCUAGGGAAAAAAUGGAAAAGAAAACAAAAAGUCGUUCCACAGAUGUGGGUUCAAGAGCAGAUGGUCGUAAAUUUGUUCAGUCCAGUGGGAGAAUAAGACAGCCCUCAGUAGACUUAACAGAUGAUGACCAAACCUCUAGUGUACCUCAUUCUGCCAUCUCUGAUAUUAUGUCAUCUGAUCAAGAAACUUACUCUUGUAAACCUCAUGGACGGACUCCACUUACCUCAGCUGAUGAGCAUGUACAUUCCAAACUGGAAGGAAGUAAAGUAACGAAAUCUAAGACUUCUCCGGUGGUAUCUGGUUCAUCUAGUAAAUCAACCACCCUUCCAAGGCCACGACCUACCAGGACUUCCCUCUUGCGCAGAGCACGACUUGGUGAAGCUUCAGACAGUGAACUUGCUGAUGCUGACAAAGCAUCUGUUGCUUCUGAAGUAUCCACAACAAGUUCUACAUCAAAACCUCCCACAGGAAGGCGUAACAUCUCUCGGAUUGAUUUAUUGGCUCAGCCUCGUAGAACACGACUUGGCUCACUGUCAGCUCGUAGUGACUCUGAAGCAACAAUUUCUAGAAGUAGUGCCUCUUCGAGGACCGCAGAAGCCAUCAUUAGAAGUGGAGCCAGACUAGUACCAUCAGAUAAAUUUUCUCCUAGAAUUAGAGCUAACAGUAUCUCUCGACUCUCAGACUCCAAGGUCAAAAGUAUGACCUCAGCUCAUGGCUCUGCUUCAGUAAAUUCAAGAUGGAGGCGCUUUCCUACUGAUUAUGCUUCCACCUCAGAAGAUGAAUUUGGAUCAAACCGUAAUUCCCCUAAACAUACCCGUCUACGUACUUCUCCAGCCCUGAAAACCACUCGCUUGCAGAGCGCUGGAUCAGCAAUGCCUACUAGUUCUUCAUUCAAACACCGGAUUAAAGAGCAGGAAGACUACAUCCGAGAUUGGACUGCUCAUCGAGAAGAGAUAGCCAGGAUCAGCCAAGAUCUUGCUCUCAUUGCUCGGGAGAUCAACGAUGUAGCAGGAGAGAUAGAUUCAGUGACUUCAUCAGGCACUGCCCCUAGUACCACAGUAAGCACUGCUGCCACCACCCCUGGCUCUGCCAUAGACACUAGAGAAGAGGUAGGAGAUCUUCAUGGAGAAAUGCAUAAGUUGGUUGAUCGUGUUUUUGAUGAAAGCCUCAACUUCCGAAAGAUUCCUCCAUUAGUUCAUUCCAAAACACCAGAAGGAAACAACGGUCGAUCUGGUGAUCCAAGACCUCAAGCAGCAGAGCCUCCCGAUCACUUAACAAUUACAAGGCGGAGAACCUGGAGCAGGGAUGAAGUCAUGGGAGAUAAUCUGCUGCUGUCAUCCGUCUUUCAGUUCUCUAAGAAGAUAAGACAAUCUAUAGAUAAGACAGCUGGAAAGAUCAGAAUAUUAUUUAAAGACAAAGAUCGGAAUUGGGAUGACAUAGAAAGCAAAUUAAGAGCCGAAAGUGAAGUCCCUAUUGUGAAAACCUCAAGCAUGGAGAUUUCUUCUAUCUUACAGGAACUGAAAAGAGUAGAAAAGCAGCUGCAAGCAAUCAAUGCUAUGAUUGAUCCUGAUGGAACUUUGGAGGCUCUGAACAACAUGGGAUUUCCCAGUGCUAUGUUGCCAUCUCCACCGAAACAGAAGUCCAGCCCUGUGAAUAACCACCACAGCCCGGGUCAGACACCAACACUUGGCCAACCAGAAGCUAGGGCUCUUCAUCCUGCUGCUGUUUCAGCCGCAGCUGAAUUUGAGAAUGCUGAAUCUGAGGCUGAUUUCAGUAUACAUUUCAAUAGAUUCAACCCCGAUGGGGAAGAGGAAGAUGUUACAGUACAAGAAUGACUUUCUCUUGAUUGUUGAAAAAUCAUUACCUGUGGAAUGGCUAGGAAUAUUGGAAGCAGCAUAGUGUUGAUGUACGCAAAACAAGACAGCUUGGUCAGCUACAAUCUUGGAAUCCCUGUCUUCUUAAUUUUAUUUAUUUAUUUUUGACGUAUAAUGUAGUAUAUCAAUCCUUUCAAACUAUUUAGAUAACCACUUGAUGCACAAAUAGGAAAAAGCAGAUUGUGGCAGUGUCGCCUUUUGUGGUUUUAUGAUUUUCAAAUUGAAUUUAAUGAUUACACCCUUUCCCUUCAUAGAUCUUUUUUCUUUUUUUUAAGCCAUGCUGUGACCUACAAGCAAACUAAAUAGCCAACAUUUCUGAACCCCUAAGUCUCCUGUGCCAAGCUGCUCCCUGAAAUGGACUUCUUCAUCUGUACAGAUUUGUUAAACCAUUCUAUUUGCUUCUUAAUAAUAGGAUUUAUAUUAGUACUCAUUACCAUUGGACACAAUGACAUAAGUACUCUCCACAGUAAAGCAGACCUUUCACAACAGUCACUCUGUGUCCUAAAAUUUUCCAACAUAGAUGUGAUUUAUAUAACUUUGUUGAUACGUAAAUUGUCUUGGGGUUUACGGAAAUUAACUAUUAUGUUUGCACUAAGAUUUGCUGGGAGUGGUAGGUGGACAUAUCUAUAUAUCAAUAAGGACUAACCGUCUUUUUUGUACAUAGGAGAUUGAUAAUACUGUAUUUGUUUUAAGCCCACAGUGUUUUACUCCACUUUCAAAAAGAUCAAUUUGGCACUUUUUUUCAUUUUUUUUAAUGGAAAUAAGAUUUGGUCUCUCAUUUUAGGUUAAAUGAUAACUAGAAAGAUUAAACUAGACAGAUAGUUUAGGUGGAGUAUAUUUUUAAAACUCAGAACAUGUAUAUUGGUCCUGUGUUACCAAGUUUAUAUGUGACAGUUGAAAAAGAAAUUCCCUUGAAAUGAUCAUGAGGUUAAAAUUUUCUUCAUUAGGGGACUUGGAGAACCAGUAGUCGUAAGAUUAGUUGAUAGUUUCACUCCCAAGCAAUGAAUUGCUUCUGUGUGUUUCCCUGUAGGACUCAAUAGUAAAUGCUGUCUGUCUUACACAUUUAUAAGGACCCUGCAAGACGACGACAAAGGCCUUUGGCCUGUGCUACUAAACAAGAAGCCUAUGAAAAAUUUCUUCUUUAAACUUGUUUUUUCUCUUUCCAGUAAGUUCACAUUUGGAUAAUUUUAAAAAGAAAAGUAAUUACCUUUGUGUUUCCAGAACACUAUAAUUGGGGUGUAUCUUAAUUCAGUUAAAUAUUAUUAGUAGACCUGGAUUUUCCCCCUUGACCCCAUCAGUCUAUAAAGGUUAAACUGCAACUUUUAUGAAAUGGUCUUUAAUAUUUCCACAAUAAUCCUGUGCUAUAUUUGUUUUAAGAAACAAAGUAACUCUAUACACUUCAAGACUUUACAGGAUUUUUUAAAUCCUGUAUUGUUGGAUCAAUUAAUAAAGAUGCAAAAAAACUUUAUAGAGAUGUAAAAACAAAACUAUAAUGGAUCUCCUAUUUUUCUUUAAAUACAAAAAAAAAAAGGUAAAUGAACUAUUCUCCUUGUAAAGCUAAAUUCCCCAUUCUGUCUAAUAAAGGAAGACUGAAAAAAGGUUUUAAAGAACAUAAAUGGAAAGAUACAAAUGCUUUGAAGGAAUAAACGAAAUGUUAAAACAGGGUCAAUCCAUUUGAAGAAAAAGUUGGACAAAAUAAUCAGCAUUGCUCCCUCUUUUAUUUAAUAUUUGGGUACUGAUUAUAUCCACAUGGAAGUAGAAGGUAAGGAGUUUAGGAAAAUACUAGAAUCUACUCUGCUUACAUUCUUGUUUAAGUGUUUACACAGUUUGGUUCAAUUAUAAACAUUUGGCCUUUUACUAUGUUAUUUUUAUUUUGUAUGAAUACAUUAUCCUCCUUAUUUAUUUUUGUUACAUUUAUUACUUAUGUUAUUUUGUUAUGCAUUUACAACUCCAUUUUUAAAUAAAGUGUUUCUGGAACUUUA